Messenger RNA from Anastrepha ludens (Mexican fruit fly), 1115 nucleotides. RefSeq lists its product as uncharacterized. Bases 291 to 1115 code for a protein of 274 amino acids. The record is from RefSeq and is a predicted model, not a curated record. The transcript has a single exon. NCBI's taxonomy places the organism in Eukaryota, Metazoa, Arthropoda, Insecta, Diptera, Tephritidae.
AUUAUGCAUGAUUUUGCAAAAAGCGUAUGCGCGAACUUUUUUAUUAUUAGGGCGCUGAGCAAGCACUGGAUUACUGCAAAUAAAAUGUAUACGCAGUGUGGCGGUGAAGACGCCACUGGGUAUUCAACGACUUAAGUGUGAAGCAAAUAUUUAAAUCAACUUAAAUAUUAAAGAUAAAGUGAAAGUGAAAGGAAGAUAUAGAUAUUAUACAAAACAAAAAAUUUAAUUAACUUAAUUCUGUACUGCAACGAAAGCUUUCUUGAGCACCUCAUCCAAGCCCAACUAUAAAAAUGGACGCCACAGUGUUGCUCGUCGAUGCCACACCAUCCCAAUUGGAAGCACACCAACAGCAUUUACGCAAAAACAGCAUGUCCCCGCCAAUGCCGAGUAGCUCUGGCCACCACUCAACGCUGGAUGCCGACAACACCACAACCAACAGUUCGAGCAAUAUUGGCCAUCACAAGCAGCUGCACAACAUGUUGCCUGGAAACAACGCCACCGUGGCAACAUCGGCUAACAAUAGCGGUCAAACGCCCAAUUCCAAUUGCUCAUCGGCCAGCGCUUCGCCAUCAAAGAUGCUGCUUGGCGGCGGUGGCGCUGGCUCAGCGGUUUUUCUGCAUCACAACAACCAACAUCUACAGCAUCAGCAUCACCAUCAUCAUCACCAUCACAACAACAGUCAUGCACAUACAUUGCACACACUCCACCAGCAUCCGGCUAUUGUCAAUUUGAAGCAAUGUGCUGGCGGUGGAGGUGGUGGUGGCGGCGGCGGCGCUUUGGCGGGUGUAUGUUGCAAUUUGAGUGGUUGCAGCUUAAGUGGCAGUAGCACACCAACACCACCACAUCACAGUCUUUAUCCGCUGUUGGCGGGUGGUGGUGGUAUGGGCUCGAGUGGUCCCAGUUCGCUGGUCAAUUCACCGGCUAUGGGUAGGCGAAAGCGUUACACCAGCACUUCAUCGAAUUGUUCCAGUCAAUUUAAUAAUAAUUACGCCGGUCUUGAUAUGGAAUCGUUGGAGGAUAUGCUGAGAAAGGUGAGUGGUGUAGGGUGGAGUGUAGGAGUAAUUUUUGGGGUGUCAAAAGGUGAGCCAACUCGAUAUAUAAAUAAAGAAGAUUAA